AUGGGCAAAUCAUCGUCCGAAAAACUUCCAACCGACGUAGUGUUCGACAUUAUAAGUCGAACAACGUCUUUGAAAACAUUGGACACAUGCAAGUCCGUGUGCAAAGAAUGGAAACAGCUUAUCUACGAAUCGAGUUUCAUGCCUCUUUACUGCCAAAAUACUAAAAACUUGUACGGAUAUUUCGUCCAAGACGUUCGAAAGUGCAACUACGUAUCAAUGUUUGUGUGCCUCGACAAUAACAAUAAUAGUAAUAAUAAUAAACUACCGGUUUUAAGGUUGCCUGAGAAUACGAGGAUAUUGGCUUCAUGCAAUCAAGGGAUUUUAUGUUGUCUGAAGAAAAGGGACUCUAGCGAUUAUCAGUACUGCGUCUGCAAACCGGCUACUCAACAAUGGCAAGAUUUGCCCAAACCUCGACUUGACGAUUACACUACCGUUUCGAUCGCAAUCAUGGUUCUCGGGUCGACUCCUCUGCGCUACAAGAUUGUCCGAUUAUCGCGGGAUGGCAUUAUUAAAGAGCCUAAGUACUGCACAUACUACUGCGAGAUAUUCGAUUCAGAAACACGGGCAUGGACGAAAAUACAAGACGUAAACUUGCCGUACCCCGAGUUAAUACGCGACUCAGCCCAACCUGUCUCGAUCAACAACUCGAUCCACUGGCUGACAAACGAUAACAACAUCCUUAAAUUUAGCCUAGUACAAGAAUCUUUUCAUAUAAUCACUUUGCCAGAACACUUGCACAACACCGACAACAACAGAUUACCGAACAAGUUGGUGGAGUACGAGGGAAGGCUAGGAUUGGUUUGCACUACCCAAGAAGAAGACAGCAACAACCAAGUUAACAUGGAACUAUGGUUAACCGACGAAGACAACGAGUCAAAGAUCAAUUGGAGGACCAAUUGUAAAAAGGUACUUAUAAACGACAUGGGUGAAAGAUACGCUAAUCCAGCUGGUAUCUACAAUGCUGGUAUUCUAUUCCUGAAGGCUGCUGACGAAGUCGUGUUUUACAAAAUUCAAGAUCGAAGUUUGAUCAAUAAGGUGAAGUUGGAUAAGCUUAGAGAUGCGCGCGAGGUUUUUCAGUUUAGGUCUGAUUUCGAUCGUGUUGAUUUUGGGAAGAGUUAA
Erythranthe guttata (spotted monkey flower) is the source of this 1119-nucleotide messenger RNA. RefSeq names its product F-box protein At5g49610. Gene Ontology annotation, molecular function: protein binding. The record is from RefSeq and is a predicted model, not a curated record. Lineage: Eukaryota; Viridiplantae; Streptophyta; Magnoliopsida; Lamiales; Phrymaceae.